Messenger RNA from Chlamydomonas reinhardtii, 1804 nucleotides. RefSeq lists its product as uncharacterized. The transcript has 6 exons. Gene Ontology annotation, biological process: protein modification process. The record is from RefSeq and is a predicted model, not a curated record. Lineage: Eukaryota; Viridiplantae; Chlorophyta; Chlorophyceae; Chlamydomonadales; Chlamydomonadaceae. Gene Ontology annotation, cellular component: mitochondrion. The coding region runs from base 72 to 848 and encodes 258 amino acids.
GAGGAGUCAGGCAACAGGUCGCAUUCUUAUAAACUGGUCAAGCGUCCGUGAUCCUGUCUGCACAAGGAGCUAUGGCAGUCGGCGCAGCACGCCCGGUGCUCAACUUGCUGCGCUUGUCUCGAUUACCAAUAUACACGCAAUUAAACCUGGAGGAAGCACUGCUGCGAGCGACCAAAGAUAACUGGCUAAUCGUGAACGACGGUGCUUUCAGCCCUUCCAUCGUCAUCGGGAUAUCGGGGCGUCCUGCCGAGCUAGUUCACUGUAAAUCAGCAUUGGAGAGUGGCGUGCCCGCUUUGCGGAGAUUCACAGGCGGGGGAACGGUGGUGGUGGACGCAGACACAGUGUUCGCGACCCUGAUCAUGGAGGGCUCGGCUCUGCCUGACGUGGAGUGCUUCCCCCAGCCCAUCAUGAAAUGGACAGAGCAGCUGUACCGACCCGCCUUCGCCGCGGCGGGAUGUAAGGAUUUCGGCCUGCGGGAAAACGACUACAUAGUGGCGGGCGGCCGCAAGGUGGGCGGCAACGCGCAAGCCAUCACCGGCAAGCGAUGGCUGCACCACACCUCCUUCCUGUGGGACUACGACCCGGCGCGCAUGGCGCUGCUGCGGCACCCGCCCAAGGCGCCCAAGUACCGGGAGGGGCGGGGCCACGAUGACUUUGUGACGCGGCUGUGUGAGGUGCUGCACCCGGAGCACGGCCGGCGGCGGCUGGUGGAGAACUUCGGCAUCGCGGCGGCGGAGAUGGGCUUCGCGGUGCAGGAGCGCACACUGGCGGACGCGGCACCCGCGCUGUCCCACCGCCCGCUACUGCUGGGCACCAAGCCGCUGGACCUGCGGGAGUUCCUUCAGUGAACCUGAAUGUGACCUUGUGCCUUAACCUCAACGACACGUGAUAUGUGACUGUCGUGAUGGUGAAGUGAGCAGGCAGGCAGCUGGGAAGCUGCUACGGAUGUGUGGAUAACGUGUGGGUAAGGUGUGGGUAAGGCUUGGGUAAGGUUUGCGUGAAUGAUUACUGAGACGUGAGAGCGUCAGAGCCAGUGAGAGCCUCGUAUGCAGCAGUGACUUUUGUUGCGCAGCGCGGGGGCGCAGCGCGGGGAAUCCAAUCAUGCUGCACCACUGCUAAGCCUAGGCCUGUGAUUUGUGGAGCUGUCAGACCUGCGGGAUUACUCAGCGUUGGCUUUCCAACAGCGUCCCGGUUCUCGCCAAGACUAGGUAUAGACCAAAACCACACGUGCUUGCUUCACGCGGAAACGCGGCGAUGGCAAGAGCCUCGGAUGCUCCCAAUUGGUCGGACAGCCACCUUCUGCUGGCGCGGAUGGCUGUAAUGAGCGAGGGGCCUGGCACUGUGUGAAAGGCCACGAUGAACGGCCCUGACCAGAGGCGGGGGAUAGGUGGGCAUUCCAGUCUGGAAAUGAUCGGUGGCUCGGUUGCAGUGACGGUUGCUGUGUAGCGUUGCGCGGCGUUUAGGGAGCUGUUCGGUUCGUCGGUUGACGGUAUCCGCCUUGGCCCGCGGCGCCGCGGUGCUCAUGUGGCUCGGUUGCAACAAUGUUGCAGUGUACGCGCUGCGCGGGGGUUCCAAUAAGUCAAUAACGCCCUUCAGCCUAGGCCCGUGAUGCUACGUGAUGUGGGGAGCUGUCAGACCGGCGGUUCGCUAGGCCUCUAAUACCGUUCCGGUUAUCCCCUGGGCGUAGACCAAACACACAGUUUCGUUGUGUAGGAACGCGGCGAGUGCGCGAGAGCCUCGGAUGCCCCCGGUCGGCUGGACAGGGACAGUCCGCUGGCGAGGGGGGCUGUAAGCUGCUCGCUCG